Prorocentrum cordatum is the source of this 1164-nucleotide messenger RNA. The record is from the annotation of a GenBank genome assembly. Lineage: Eukaryota; Dinophyceae; Prorocentrales; Prorocentraceae.
CCAGGCUCAAGCAGCUGGAAGGUUCACUGCCCCACCCAGUGCAUGGUCUGCAUGAAAGGCCUCCCAUUGCGCCAUGGCCGAUCUUGGGGAAAGGCUUUCCGAGCUGCACGAGGUGCUGGUAAGGCGUUGCCAGCACAGCGCGCAGAUGGGGUGGCGAGACGAUCGUGGGUCGCGCGUGCGGAUUCUCGGCAGGCACAUUGGUCGCAUCUCCGCCGCUAACAGGACCAGGGGAUACAGCUCGCAGUGGGGCCUGGAGGUGCGAUUGGACGCGACAGGAUGUGGUCAUGGAGUGUGGCUGGCAACCAGGCAGAGAGCACCGAACGAGCUAGUGGAAGCUUGCCCGCUCUUUUCGACCCCAUGCACAGUCGAGCAGAUGAGCGAGUCGGAGCUUCUGGCAAGUGGCGCGUUCGCUGUGCAACGAGCCGGCGCUCUUCAUUUAGCGAUGCCCUUCGGAUUCAGCUGCCUGUACCGCCGCGUGGAUUUUGGAAUGAACAUCGAGCCCAUGCUCGAUGGUAGUGAGUUGCGCUGGGUAGCCACUUCAUUGAUAUCAGAGGGUCAAGAGCUGCUCGCUCCAGCCGGUUGGCACCAGCUCCUGGCAAGGCCGGUGACGGUCAGUGCCCCAAAAAUUAUAGUGGAUGCUCGCAGCAUGCCGCUGGAGAAGUUGGCCCCUCUGGGGAGCUGUCUUCGGCACGGCGCGUCGCCAGUGCACGGCACAGGCGUGUUCUGCACGAGAUCGUGUGAGGAAGGCCAGAUCUUGGAGCUCUGCCCCGUGGUUCGUCUUAACGGGGAGGCGAGACACCUCCUACGCGACUACGCGAUGCGUUUUUCCUCUGGCCACGAGCCCGACAUACUGCUAGCACUCGGUCUCGGUGCUUUGUUUAACCACUCCCCAGACCCGCACAUUGAUUGGUUUCACGACGUGGAUAUGGACACGAUCGUGUUCGUCGCGCGACGCAGUAUCAUUGUGGACGAGGAGGUAUUCAUCGACUAUGGACACAGCUACUUUGUUUCUCGCGGCGUGAUGCCAUCCGAGCGAGAGGUAGAUUGCGAACAUUGUUCGCUGGGAGACUCCAUCGGAUAGCGGUCCAACAAAACCCGCCUCCUCUCCAAGUCCUGCAGGGGUCCCCGUGGAUGAGGGGCAAGAGCUGAGGGGCCAAGGGCGGG